This is a messenger RNA of Anoplopoma fimbria (sablefish), 3036 nucleotides long. RefSeq names its product neutral cholesterol ester hydrolase 1a (gene nceh1a). Gene Ontology annotation, molecular function: carboxylic ester hydrolase activity. The transcript is spliced from 5 exons. The record is from RefSeq and is a predicted model, not a curated record. Bases 111 to 1370 code for a protein of 419 amino acids. Gene Ontology annotation, cellular component: membrane. NCBI's taxonomy places the organism in Eukaryota, Metazoa, Chordata, Actinopteri, Perciformes, Anoplopomatidae.
CCCUCCAGUGGCAGACCAGAGAGGAUCAGCUGCAGCCAGCAGAGUCAGUCUGAUCCCCGCUGUCAGCUCGUCCAUCAGUCCCUGAAGACACUGCAGCGGUGAGACACAAGAUGAGGCUGCUGCCAGUUGUUGUCACAGUGUCGCUGACGCUGGCGGUCGCUUAUUACGUUUACAUCCCGCUGCCUGAUGCCAUCCAGGAGCCGUGGAAGCUCCUGAUGCUGGAUGCUGGAUUCAGAGCGACGAUGCACCUGGCGUCUUUGAAGGCUUGGCUGGGCAUUGACCAUUACAUCACGUCAAUCAGGCAGUCCACAGACGGUUUUGACAGCAUGAUGGACGGGCUGAUAAGCUCUGAGUCCGGCGGAGGGGUCAUGCCCGGAGUUAAAGUCAGCGACAUCACUUUCGCCGGCGUCCCGGUCCGUGUGUACGAGCCCCCAGCUGGAGGGGAGGGUCAUCUGAGGAGAGGGUUGAUGUAUCUCCACGGGGGAGGCUGGGCCCUCGGCAGUGCCAAGAAGGGCUCGUAUGAUACAAUCAACCGGAUGUUAUCCGACGAGCUCAACACCGUUGUGGUGUCUGUUGAGUAUCGUCUGUAUCCAGAAGUGCACUUUCCAGUGCCGUAUUUAGACUGCCUCGCUGCUGCCAAGCACUUCCUGUCCCCAGAGGUCCAGGCCAGGUAUUCAAUCGACCCUGAGCGUGUGGCCGUGGCAGGUGACAGUGCUGGGGGAAACCUGGCUGCUGCUGUCGCUCAAGAGAUUGCUACGGAUGACACUAUGAGUGUGAAAUUCAGCGUUCAGGCGUUGAUCUACCCAGUGCUGCAGGCUCUGGACUUCAACACGCCCUCCUACCUGCAGAACCAAAAUAUACCCAUCCUCCACCGGCCCCUCAUGGUCCGCUUCUGGCUGCAGUACCUCGGUGCCGACCUGUCCCUCCUGUCCCAGUUGCUGGCCAACAACCACAGCUCCUUACAGCACUCGAACAUCACCCCGGAGCUGAGGGCGCGGCUAGACUGGACCGUCCUCCUGCCCCCGAAACACAAGCAGAACUACAGGCCUCUGAUUGUGGAGAAGGGGUCACAGGAGACGGUGAAGGAGGUGCCGGGCCUGCUGGAUGUGAGGGCGUCACCGCUGUUAGCAGGACCAGAGGUUUUGGCUAAAUGCCCACGAGCGUACAUCCUGACAUGCGAGUAUGACGUGUUGAGGGACGACGGCCUGAUGUACGCACGGCGCUUACAGGACGCAGGCGUCUCAGUCACCAGCGACCACUACGAGGACGGCUUCCAUGGAUGCUUCAGCUUUAUAACCUGGCCAACGCAAUUUGAUGUAGGGAAGAGAGCACUCAGGGGUUACCUCAACUGGCUGCAGAACAACUUGUAAAGAGUGUGUAUGUGUGUGUGCAAGUGAGUGAAAGGCUUUUUAUGUGUGUGCAUGCAUGCAUGUGUGUGUUUCAUUGGUACUGCUUAAUGUACUUGCUAAGGGCUAAUACACCUGCUCUUUGUUUAAAAAUACAAACUCAGGACCCUCAUGUUCUUGCACACACACACACACACACACACACACACACACACACACACACACACACACACACACACACACACACACACACACACACACACACACUUGUUACAUAUGAAGGUCUGUCAGCAGUUUAACAUCUGCCUGCAGUGGAGAAGGGCCGAUUUGUUAACAUUAACAUGGCUAGCACUGUGACCAGCUAACAAAAAUACCUGAAAGAUGCAUUGCUAAUAAAGAAGCUAACAAACACAAGUGGAAACAACCAGUGGAAGCAGCUACACUGAUUUAUCCCCACCACAAACACAUGAGCAAUAUAUGUCACGUUUAAGUGGUUUUAUACUGAACUUUUAGAAUAAAACAAACAAAUGUUCCUGUCAGCAGUGGUUUAAAAUGUCUGAAGCACUUAAGAAAAAAAAUGAAAGAAAAAAAAAAUAUUUUGUCUUUAUCAUUACAGAAUUUGAAUUUGCCCACAUUUUUUUCUUUCACAAAUACCUGCAAAACUAAUGACAUUCCCAUCAGCCUCAGCAGUACUUUUUGCUGAUUAUCAAAUGUUAGCAUGCUAACAUGCUACACUAAGAUAGUGAACAUGGUAAACAGUAUCUGCUUAGCAUCAGCAUCACCAGUAUUGUCAUUGUGGGCAUGUUAGCAUGCUGACAUUAGCAUGUAGCUCAGUAGCUUUACAGAGCUGCUUGCAUGGCUUUGGACUCCUGUUGUAGUGAGAAAGAACAAAGCUCACAUUAAACAGAAGACAGAUAAGAUCUGUAAAUUAUAUAUUUUUAAAGGGGGGAUCCGUGACCUUUCUUGUGGGCUUUUUGUGUGUUCAACCAGCUGUAGUAUACACCAAUCUUGUGCUUCCUGCACUACAAAAAUGUGAUGUCUUCCCUGACAGAAGAUGCUUGACAAUCACUAACAAAAUAUUUUUUUACUUAAGUUUAAUGCCAUUUAUUAGUUACAUUGUGUUCUACUUACAGAACAUUUUAUGUAUCUGCACAUGCCCUUAUUCAACUACGAAUUAAAUGUUUUGUGAUUUAAAUGCCUGAAUAGGGACAGUUAUGAAACAGGAAUGAAUCACUGAAGUUGCAAGUUCACUCGACAGUAUAGUCCCACAAUUAGUAUUAUAUUAAUUGUCCUAAUAUAUUGUGUAACACUGGCUAUAGAGUUAUGAACCACUCCUAAAACAUUUUUUAAAGUACCAUGCAGGACAUCUAAGGUGCAACAUUUGCUUAUCAAUGCAUCAAUUUAAACUGCAGGGCUUCAAAUAACUUAAUUUUACUUCUAUAUUUAAUUUUAACAUCUAUUAAACAUCACAUACUUCCUGUGUCUCUGCUCUGCCUACUGUUGUGAUUUUUGAACAAACUGAUGAAUAAAAUAAAUGUGAUGUCAUACUUAUAAGCACAAAUUGUUCUGUUCUUUUGCUCCUUUACAGGUAAACUGUUGUGCAUCAUCAACCUGUGAUAAUCAAUAUAAUAAAUGCUAUUUUGUUACUCAGUGUUUUUCAAGAAUGCCUUUUAACGGCCACCGUAAUAAA